Messenger RNA from Aspergillus ibericus CBS 121593, 1195 nucleotides. Its product is annotated as aromatic alcohol reductase. Gene Ontology annotation, molecular function: oxidoreductase activity. The coding region runs from base 107 to 1018 and encodes 303 amino acids. The transcript is spliced from 3 exons. The record is from RefSeq and is a predicted model, not a curated record. NCBI's taxonomy places the organism in Eukaryota, Fungi, Ascomycota, Eurotiomycetes, Eurotiales, Aspergillaceae.
CGGUAAUUGUCCAAUUUCCAGUCAUUCGACAGUUGGCAUUCGAUUAUUAUACUCUGUCGCAAAACCGACUUUUAAACUGUUAGACAAUCACGUCGCUGGAUAGGCCAUGGCGAUCAAAAACGUGAUUAUCCUGGGGGCAUCCGGUGCUCUCGGCUCAGUGGUUCUUGCAGCCCUGACCAAAGCCGGUUUCACCGUCUCAGCCUUGGUCCGAUCCUCCUCCAAAGCCACAUUUCCCCCUGAGACUCCCGUCCACCGGGUCGAUUACGACGACUUGCAGGCCCUUACUGCGGCUUUCCAGGGCCAAGAUGCCGUGGUGUCCACCAUCACCACGGCCCACGUGGAUGCGCAGCGGGUGGCUGUGGAUGCCGCGGUGGCAGCCAAGGUGCAGCGCUUUAUUCCCAGCGAGUAUGGCGGCGAUUCGUCGGAUCCCGAUCGCGUCGAUGUCGGAAUCUUCCAGUCCGCCAAACGACGGAUUGUCGAGCAUUUGGAGACCAAAGAGAAGGAGGGUUUGAGCUGGACUGCCAUUUGCACGGGCAGUUGGUUGCAUUGGAACCUCGAACUCGACAACAAGGACUUAGGCUGGGAUCUUCCACACCGGGCAGUGGCUCUCUAUGACAAGGGAGAACCCAAGGUGGAUCUUUGCACGCUGGAGCAAGUAUCGCGCUCCAUCAUCUCCACGCUUCGCCAUCUGGAAGAGACCAAAAAUGAAUACGUCUAUGUGAAGUCUUUCACCGCGUCGCAAAAUCAACUACUCUCGAUUAUCGAGCGGCUCUCCGGUCAGAAGUUUACGAUUCAUCCUUGCAGUUCAGAAGAGCGGGCUGCCACUGGCAUGAAGGAAAUGAAAGAGGGUAAGCAAGAGUCGAUGUUCAAGGUCAUCGCAGCUACUGCAUAUGGGCCAUGGCAGAUCGGACAGUUUGGCAACAAGACCGACAAGUGGAUGAAGGUGCUUGAGUUGCCCACGGAUGAAGAUUUGGAGGCUGUGGUUCGCGCUUCACUCAAAAAGAAAGGGUUGGUUUAGCGUUCUGUAGAUAGAGCCGAUCCACGAUCUACUGGCUCGAAGAUAACCUUAUUCCUAGGUGUACGUACCCUCUAGCUUGCUGUAGUACAGUUGUCUCGAUCACUUUAACUUCAUAUACUGAUCGAUAAAAUCGCGUCUGUACACCUUUGUCAACCAAUAAAUAGUAGAAGAAAUUCC